GCAAGCAGUGAUUAAUGGGUCGCCUGAAUAUGUACAACGUUUGUGGAUUUUCCAAAUGAUCGAUUUCUGUUUCUUCUCAAGACAAGACUUUUUAACGAAACCUAUGGUUGGGUGUGAUUUGUAAAUUAACUGACUGAGGGCGAGAUAAACCCAUUUAGCGCGACAACCAUGUUACAAACAGUAAUUUAGCUUCGACGACACGACGGCAUCAAAUCCAUUAACGCGGAGGUUAGUGACAACUGGUGACGGGAUUUGAGAAAAAUCCAAAUUCACACCAAGUGACACGUUCGGCACGUUCGAAAAUCUCGUGCUCAAAUCUUCUUGGAGGACACCUUAAAAAGGCUGGCAUACCGUGUGGAACUCGCUGUUCGGUAGAGAGAGUGCUUCAUUCAUCCACCAUGUCCGGUGCGGAUAAUCCGGCAUUCGUCGGAACGGACGACCCCGGUCUGGCGGCAGAUGCCAACCGGAAAUCAACGGACCUCCACCAGAAUGGAUCGCUAGCCCUCGCGACGAUGGCCACGGCCGAAGUGGCAGCCGGGCCGGAAAAACCACCCGUCGAGCGGGCAAAGUGGGACAAAGGCGUCGAGUUCCUGAUGUCCUGCAUCGCUCUCUCGGUCGGGCUGGGCAACGUGUGGAAGUUCCCGUCGACGGCGUUCCGAAACGGUGGCGGUGCGUUCGUCAUUCCGUACCUGAUCGUGCUGCUCAUCGUCGGACGGCCGAUCUACUACCUCGAGAUGGUGAUGGGCCAGUUUUCCAGCCGCGGUAGCGUCAAGGUGUACGAUGUGUCGCCGAUCAUGCGAGGUAUCGGUAUCGCUCAGAUGGUAUCGAUCUGCGUGGUGAUCGUGUACUAUGCCGCGACGAUCGCAACGGCGAUUCGAUUUUUCGUCGCCUCCUUCGAGAGUCCGCUGCCGUGGGCUUCCUGCGACGUCACCUGGACCGGGCUGAACUGCGUCAACUCGUCCAACACCGGCCCGACGCCUGCAUUCGACAAUGCACUACCGGUGAAAACCUCCGCGGAGCUCUACUACACACACUCGGUUACUGGCGAGGGACUGCUGACGGAGGGCGAGUUCGGUGUGCCGGACUGGAAGCUGACCUUGUGUCUGCUGUUCAUCUGGGUCGCGAUGACCAUCAUGAUGAUCAAGGGUAUUCGUGGUUCCGGAAAGGUGGCGUACUUUCUUGCCCUCUUCCCGUACCUGGUGCUGAUCUCGUUCGCGGUGUACGCAUUCACGCUGGAUGGAGCGGGCGAGGGUUUGAAGUACUUCAUCACACCGGACUGGGACAAGCUGCUGAGUGCGGACGUGUGGAAGGAGGCCGUCUCGCAGUGCUUCUUCUCGCUGUCGAUCUGUUUCGGCGGUGUGAUCGCGUUCUCGUCGUACAACAACUUCAGCAACAACAUCUACCGGGAUGCGAUGAUCAUCUCCUGGCUGGACACGUUCACGUCGCUGCUGUCCGGUUCGCUGGUGUUCGCCAUCAUCGGACAUCUUGGCCACCUGACGAACGAAACCGACUACACGAAGGUGGUGUAUCCGGGCAGUGGGCUCACUUUCAUCACCUACCCGGACGCGUUGGCCAAGUUUGAGCACGUACCGAAUCUGUUCGCGUUGCUUUUCUUCUUCAUGCUACUAACGCUCGGUGUCGGUAGCUGCACUGGGCUCAUAAACAGCGUGCUGACCGCCCUGCAGGAUAGCGCCCCCCGGCUCAAGUCGUGGAAGACGGUUUGUGUGAUCGGAGUACUAGGGUUCGGCUUAGGUCUACUCUUCGUCACACCGUCCGGCUCGAAGAUGCUGGACUACUUCGACUACUAUGGUGUGCAGUUCGUGACGCUCACCUCGGCCAUCUUCGAGCUGUUUGCAUUCUGCUGGCUGUACGGCAUACGGAAGCUGACACGCGACAUCCAGUUUAUGCUGAACCGUCGAACCGGUUUCCUGUGGCGCCUAUGCUGGCGCUUCGUCACGCCGAUCCUACUGAUCGUGGUCCUCGUAAUUGGACUCGUCAAGAGUCAACGUCCAGCUGGAAUCGACGAUGUCUAUCACGUUCUCGGGUGGUGCAUUUACGCCGGUGCGUUGGUACCGAUCCCGCUGUGGGCCUGGUUUGCCGUACGCAAGCGCACGGAAACGACCCUCACGAAGCGGAUCAUCGCCGCCUCGAAACCCCUCUCCGACUGGGGCCCGGAGGAGCUGGACGUGCGCAAGCGGUACCUCGAGUUCUGCAACAACUACACGCCGCUCGAGUCACGCUGGACGCGAUUGCGACGAGUUCUCCAUCGGAACGAUAAGACCUACCGGGUGUCGGUGUAGCAGGACCGACCGUAGUUGUAGAUACCUCGCGUCCGGGCGCGCUCUCUGUCCAAAUCAUUCGAGACCCCGGGGAAAACGGAAUCCCGCAGAGCCAUGUGUGACAGCAGUAUUAGCAAGCAGACAACUAGUGAGAGCGAAACUGUGUUUUUCUUUUCCUUCUCCAAAAAGCCGGAGCGACCUCUAGAGUCGAGUUUUCCAUACAACAACCCACCGUGUGUGUGUGUGUAUCUGAGACUUUGCGCUCCACGAUGCACUCGAACUGCUAGCAACCUUGCCCUCGUGCAGCCGACCUUCAGUGACGUCAGAUACCCCGGCACCUCUCACCGUUCCACUCGUAAACCGUGACGUCCAAACGAUGCAGUCUAUUGUUCAACCACUCGGGUUCCCGCAGACGAUCGUGCAAUUAGCAUCGGUGCAUCGGAAUGCUUACAAGGUGCAUCUGAUACCCGCAAUUAAGACGCUGCCGGCGCAACCGUAUGCUCAGAAAUAAGUGAAAGAAAGCACAUACACAGCCGGACAACCGGACGACCGUCUCUCCGCGCGAGAAUGGAAAGGAAAAGUGAAAACGAAAAGUGCUUUGCGAUUUAGAAAUGACACAGUGAGAUGAAACCGCCCGACAAUAUCGUGAUAGAUUUUUAUGUUUGUUACUUUAAUGACUUUUAACUUGUGCCACUGGACGAAGUAGACACAACACGGCUACUAAUUAGGAUGUAAGUGAUUGUGACAAAUUAGAGAGGAAAUAAAUGAAUAAAUAAAUGAAAAUAC
This is a messenger RNA of Anopheles coustani, 3065 nucleotides long. Its product is annotated as sodium-dependent nutrient amino acid transporter 1-like. Gene Ontology annotation, cellular component: membrane. Gene Ontology annotation, biological process: sodium ion transmembrane transport. NCBI's taxonomy places the organism in Eukaryota, Metazoa, Arthropoda, Insecta, Diptera, Culicidae. The record is from RefSeq and is a predicted model, not a curated record. The coding region runs from base 399 to 2300 and encodes 633 amino acids. Gene Ontology annotation, molecular function: L-amino acid transmembrane transporter activity. The transcript has 5 exons.